CUGGCCAAGACACAAGUCUGUCCUUCCCUGCUCCCAGCCCCCACAGCUCUCCUAUAAAAGGGCCGAGCAGUUCAGCUCCUGUCACGGGGGGGUGUGAAGAACAGGGGGGACCAUGGACUUCGUGAGCAUUCGGCAACUGGUAAGUGGAGAAGGAGUUGAAAGGAAGGUGUCGGGAUUUGGAUGUGGAGUUUCUGAUCCUGGAGGCUGGCCUAGUGACUGGAGGCUGGGCCCCCAAGAGGCUGUGGCCUGGGAGAAGCUGAAGUUGGAAGAAGAGAAGAAGGAGAAACUCGAAAGGCUUAAAAGUUCCAGACUUAAUCUGCAGAAUCUGGCUGACUUGAAAAACUUGGUUCAAAGACGAAGAGAAAAGCGACUGAGACGCAGAGUCCCCCCCAGGGAACCUGAGCCCGUGGUUAAGCUGCAGUCCCAGGUCCAGCUGGAGCCUGUGGACCUGGAGAUGUUCCUGAAGGCAGCUGCUGAGAACCAAGAGGCCCUGAUUGACAAGUACCUGACAGAUGGAGGGGAUCCCAAUGCCCAUGACAAGCUCCACCGCACGGCCUUGCACUGGGCCUGUCUGAAGGGUCACAGCCAGCUGGUGAACAAGCUGCUGGCGGCAGGUGCCACUGUAGAUGCUCGGGACUUGCUGGACAGGACACCCAUGUUCUGGGCCUGCCGUGGAGGACACCUGGACAUCCUCAAACAGCUGCUUAACCAGGGAGCCAAGGUCAACGCCCAGGACAAGAUCUGGAGCACCCCCCUGCAUGUGGCAGUGCGCACAGGGCAUUGCGACUGCCUGGAGCACCUCAUUGAGUGCGGAGCCCACGUUGAUGCGCAGGAUAAGGAAGGGGACACAGCUCUCCAUGAGGCUGUGCGGCAUGGCCGCUACAGAGCCAUGAAGCUGCUGCUGCUGUACGGAGCCCAGCUGGGUGUGCAGAACACGGCCUCCAUGACCCCAGUGCAGCUGGCACGAGACUGGCAGCGGGGCAUCCAGGAAGCACUGCAGGCCCAUGUUGGGCAUCCCCGCACCCGGUGCUGAUGACAGCCCUGCAGGGUCCCUUCCAAUUCCCAUCCCAUCC
Molecule: messenger RNA, 1073 nt
Organism: Galeopterus variegatus (Sunda flying lemur)
Lineage: Eukaryota; Metazoa; Chordata; Mammalia; Dermoptera; Cynocephalidae
Gene: ANKRD23
Product: ankyrin repeat domain 23
Exons: 9
Coding region: 113-1033 (306 amino acids)
Biological process (GO): positive regulation of transcription by RNA polymerase II
Cellular component (GO): nucleus
Molecular function (GO): protein binding; transcription cis-regulatory region binding
Source: RefSeq, a predicted model, not a curated record